GUGAUAAUGCUGUGAAAGAAAAAAAUGUCGCAUUGCCGCUUUUAGAUGGUCAGGGUUCUUUUAUAAAACAUGGAAUUACACAAUUAUUUUCUGAUCCUCAUCCUCAAAAAUCUAAUAAAAUUGCAAGAAAUAGAUUAUUAAAUAAUGGAGGAAAGAUAGGAUUUGAAGACUAUCGUUUAAUUUCACCCAUGAAAAGGAUUCCUUCAAAACUAACCCAUUCGUCAGAUAAAUUGAAUCAACAGCAGUUGCAGUAUCUGCAAAAACAUCAGCAACAACAAGUUGAUCUUAUGGCAUUGACUAUAGAAGAAAAGGUUCUUUUGAGUCCUUCAAGUGGCAGUAACAAUAGUUUUCAUUUAGAUUUAGCUAAACAAAAGAUUUUGACAGAAGUAGAUUAUGUAUCAAGUCCUGUUUCUAUUCCUACAGCUAAUAAAGAUAUUUCUAGUUUGGACAAUGCAAUUCCAUCAGUCGCUCAACUGGCAAAUUCUGCUUUAGUAGAAAUAUGCGAAGCAAUAGAAAAUUAUGAUAAUCAUGAUGUUGUUGAAUCUCUUACCCCAAUACUGUUGGCAAAUUCGCCUUCAUCAGUAACAGACACACUAGCAAUAAGCGACCACGCUAGUAUAACAUCAGGAUCAUCAACAGAAAAAAAUAUUCAUAUUAAAAAUAAUUCCAAAUGGGGUGUUAGUUUCGAAGACAAAAGACAAUUAUCAUUGAGUCUAUUGAACGCUAGUAGUGUGCUGUCUACAAAUGAAGUAACGGCUACAAUAUUUACCCCAUCAUCAUCAUCAUCUAACUUUAGCGGUGCAAAUAAAACGCUUUCUUUGUUUACUGAUGGGGCCAGUAAAAAACUCCUUGACAUAAAUAAUAAUGUUAUAUCUGGCGGAAAUUUUUUUGAUCGUUCAAUGAGAUCUAUUAGUAAUGGUCCUGUAAAAAGCAAUACUUUAGAUCAAAAUUAA
Entrophospora sp. SA101 is the source of this 953-nucleotide messenger RNA. The record is from the annotation of a GenBank genome assembly. Lineage: Eukaryota; Fungi; Glomeromycota; Glomeromycetes; Entrophosporales; Entrophosporaceae.